Scatophagus argus is the source of this 2072-nucleotide messenger RNA. RefSeq names its product tetraspanin-8-like. The coding region runs from base 155 to 949 and encodes 264 amino acids. Lineage: Eukaryota; Metazoa; Chordata; Actinopteri; Scatophagidae. The record is from RefSeq and is a predicted model, not a curated record. Gene Ontology annotation, cellular component: membrane. The transcript is spliced from 9 exons.
UACUGGAAGCGCCGCCCUCUCCCAGCCGGGCUGUCCGUGUCACCUUAAAGCGGCUCACCUACCCGCUCCGUCCUCAGUUCGUCCGCCCUGCUGCGCUUGUUUCGGAGAGACGUUAGAGCAUUACCGCCUCCUCUGUGUGUUUUCCUCCUUAAACAUGGCUCAUGUCAACACCUGCCUCAAGCGCACCUUCACCAUCUUCAACAUCUUCUUCACGAUUGUUGGCGGCGCCAUCAUCGCGCUCGCUCUGCUGUCUCAGGUCCUCACCAACGUCAAUGGAGGAGACAAACUGGAGGUUCGGACCACCGGCCUCAUCGUCCUCUACAUUGUGGGCUCUGUUACCAUGGUGAUCGCCAUCUUAGGAGCCUACGGAGCCCACAGAGAGAACAAACUGUGCCUGGUUGUGUUCUUGUUCUGCAUGGUCAUCGGAAGUCUGCUGAUGCUCCGAACUGGAAUCCCUGCUGCCAUCGCCCGCCCUCAGGUGGAGGGAGUGUUGGAGGAUAAGUUCCAUGAGUUUCUGCCUCUGGACAAAGCGCCACAAGAAGUGAAGAACAUGGCCGAAUCCCUGCAGAUCCAGCUGCACUGCUGUGGUCUGUUCAGCUAUGAGGACUGGGAGCAGAACAUCCCCGACUCCUGUCUGUGCAGCCAGCAGGAGGAGAUGGAGGGCAGGUGUCAGACAGUCAGCUACAAUCUUCUCAUGAUGCCCAGGAAGUCCGUGUACACCAAGACCUGCUUCCCCGUCAUCCUGCACUACGCCCUGUUGCUCGCCGACAUCGUCAUCGGCGUCGUCUUCACGCUGGCUGUUCUGGCGCUGCUGGGCAUGGUUCUGUCCUCCAUCAUGAUCCACCAGAUGCGGUACCCCGACAGGCCCACCGUCCUGCUGUCGGUGCCCGCCAUCUUCACCACGCCUCCUCCCAAAUACCAGGAGCUGCACAACCCCCCUCAGUACUAGAGGAGCAACAGCACCACCUCUCUGCUCUGUUGUUAGCUUGAUGUACAGGUUGAGGAGGGCGUGUCGUUCAUGUUGUUUCUGUUUAUUCUUGAAUUAGAGGUGAUAUGUGCAGUUUGAGGGCCUCGUGUCCAAAGUGCCUUGUGUUAGCGUGAGGAGUCCAGACUGAGGGCUCCACUCAGAUCAAUGGAAACUGUAAGGAAAAACACCACUGGGUUUCUUUUCUACUGCGAAGCUGCACUGAAAUAAUCUGCAACAACUCUAUUCUUUUUAAACUGGUUGAGAGUGAAGCUGAUUGGUCGGUGCCGUGGGGGAUGGGCUUUAUUGAUGGCUGCCAUGUUUGUCAGCAGAGAAUUGUUUUGUGUUUUUUCUGUUUUUCCUCAUCAUCACAAGAUUAUUUCACAAGAAAACAUCAGAAAGAAAAGCACUUUGGUGUUGUAAAAUGUUUUGUUUUCAGCAUUUAGUGCAGCAGAUUGCCUUAAAAGUAAAAACCAAAAACAUGCUCUGUAGAAGCACUGAUGUAGACCACAGAACCUACAAUGCCUGUAAUUAUAAUGAAUUAUUUCUGAUAGUGAAAAGAUGAAUUUCCCCUUUUUAUUAUGAUUCCCGUUUCUGGAUGGACUGAAAGGCGUUAAUCCCCCGGGCUGCUGAAGCUGUCACUCUCUCCUCAGUUUGUGUCGUAUGUAUCCUGUUCUUCCUAUUACUGCAUGUUGCAGCAGGUCUUUCCUCUGUUCCUGACAACACCUGCCUACAACGUUAAUCACAGCGUCAUACACUUUAAGCAGCCCUUCAUAAUCCACAUUUCCCUGUAAUCCACCAUGACUGGAAAAAAAACCUGUUAAUGAGAAGUUAAGACUUUCAUUUUUGAAACUAAGCACUGUGUUGACGAAGCUUUACAGGUGAAAUUAAAAGCAUGUGCAGUUCAGUUAAAUUUAUUUUUUAUAAUGAAAAGUGUAAAAAAUGUCUGAAGAAAGUCACUUUAUAAGAAGAAUAAACCAGUUAAUGUAUGUGAAGCUGGAGAAAAGGGAAAUAUUCUGAUUUUUCAUCCUUCCUUUGUUUGUUGAGCUUAAUUUCUUCUUCUGUGAGGUUACUGUAGAUCCUUAAAUAAAAACUGGAGUAGCUAUCA